Molecule: messenger RNA, 4023 nt
Organism: Anguilla anguilla (European eel)
Lineage: Eukaryota; Metazoa; Chordata; Actinopteri; Anguilliformes; Anguillidae
Gene: pyroxd2
Product: pyridine nucleotide-disulphide oxidoreductase domain 2
Exons: 16
Coding region: 107-1846 (579 amino acids)
Molecular function (GO): oxidoreductase activity
Source: RefSeq, a predicted model, not a curated record
AGCUAAAAGGCUUACAAAUAUGUAACUACGAGUCGAAGGUCGCCGCUCGGAAAGUACCGCGAGGGAAGAGUUGCCGAGGCGCGGCAGAGUGUCGGUGAAGUUCGCCAUGGCCACUGCAGUUAGCACUGGCCGUGCAUGGCGGUCUGUCUCCGGUUUAGGGGCCGUCACAAGGGCUUGUCACGCGACAGCGCUCAGAACACAGUAUGACGCGCUGGUCAUCGGAGGAGGUCACAAUGGACUGGUCGCGGCAGCGUACCUUCAGAAAGGUGGCGUGAACACGGCUGUGCUGGAGCGUAGACAUGUGCUGGGCGGAGCCGCUGUUUCCGAGGAGAUCAUUCCAGGCUUCCAUUUUUCCCGGGCAUCCUACGUGCUCAGCCUGCUCAGACCCCACAUCUACAGGGACCUGGAGCUGAGAAAACAUGGGCUUAAAGUGUACAUGCGGGACCCUCACGCUUUUACCCCCAUGCUGGAGGAGGGGGUGGGGGGCCGCCCCCCCAGGUCUCUGCUGCUGUGGUCAGACAUGGAUCAGAACCUGCGUGAGAUCGGGAAGUUUUCGGAGAGAGACGCCCAGGCCUAUCCCGCCUUUAACACUCACCUGGAGAAGCUGGCAGGCGCCAUACACCCCCUGCUGGACGCGCCCCCGGUGGACAUUCCUGGGGUCACCCAGGGGCCCCUGAGGAGACGGCUAGCUGCCCUUAGGACCCUGAGCCCCCUGAUAAAGUCCGGGUUUAAACUGGGAAAGAACAUUCCUGACUUCUAUGAGCUCAUAACUGCACCAAUACUAAAGAUUCUGAACCGCUGGUUUGAGUCGGAGCCCCUAAGAGCCACGCUGGCUACGGACGCUGUGAUUGGAGCCAUGACCAGCCCCUAUAACCCUGGUAGCGGGUACGUUCUCCUGCACCAUGUCAUGGGCGAGCUGGAGAAGAAGAAAGGGGCGUGGGGCUACGUGGAGGGCGGAAUGGGAGGCGUUUCCAAGUCCAUCGCCAAUUCGGCUCGCGCCCACGGAGCUGCCAUCUUCACUGAGCAGGAGGUGGAGCAGGUUUUGGUCGGUCAAGAUGGCCGCGCCGAGGGUGUCGUGCUGAAAGACGGGUCCGAAGUGCGCAGUAAAGUCGUUCUGUCUAAUGCCACUCCGUACGUCACCUUCAAAAAGCUCACUCCACAGGGGUCCCUGCCUCCAGAGUUCAUGAAAGCCAUAUCUCAGAUUGACUACACCUCUCCCGUCACCAAGAUCAACGUUGCUCUGGACCGGCUGCCUAAUUUCCUGGCUGCCCCCAACGCUCGGGACGGGACCCCCGGCCCGCACCACCAGUGCUCCAUUCACCUGAACUGCGAGAGCGUGGACGUGCUGGAGGCGGCCUAUCGGGAGGCCAAGCAGGGCCGCCCGUCUACACGGCCCAUGUUGGAGAUGUGCAUCCCCUCUGUGCUGGAUCCCACUCUGGCGCCCCCUGGCUGCCAUGUUGUGUCUGUCUUCACGCAGUUCACUCCUUAUUGGCUGGAGGGGGAGCGGGCUUGGACAGAGGCGGACAGAGAACAGUUUGCGAACACCGUGUUUGACUGGAUCGAAAGAUAUGCUCCUGGGUUCAAAAGCUCCAUAGUGGGCAAAGAGGUGCUGGCUCCCCCUGACCUGGAGCGGAUUUUUGGCCUGACCGGCGGGAAUAUUUUUCAUGGCGCAAUGUCAUUGGACCAGCUCUAUCUGGCACGACCUUUGCCCUCCCUCUCAGACUACCGCACACCAAUCAGAGGCCUUUAUCUGUGUGGCAGUGGAAGUCAUCCAGGCGGGGGUGUGAUGGGGUCUUCUGGAUGGAAUGCUGCUAUGACCGUCCUCACAGACCUGCGCAGGGGCUGAGUGAGAUGAGCAAGGCCCGGGGGGGGGGCCGGGGGGUGGUGUGGUUCUGCAGCCCCACUCACCAGAUACCCCAGAGCUGCCCUGCUUCACUACACCCUCCUCCCUCCCCCCCAACUUAUUCUGCACUUAUAGAGGCAGCUAAACUCAUGGGGCAUGCACAUGCACACAUGCACCUACACACACACAUGCACACGUACACAUGCACCUGCAUACACACAUGCACACGUAUACAUGCACCAGCACACACACAUGCAUGUACACAUAAACCUGCACACACACAUGCAUGUACACAUACACCUGCACACACACAUGCAUGUACACAUACACCUGCACACACACCUGUACACACAUACGCACACACUGACACCGAUUCAGAUGACCAUCCUCUCUGAACUAGAUUGUGGGGAUGUGUUCUACAGAUCUCCAUAGGCUGGAAUUGGCUAACCCUACCUACAAAAUCCUACUGACCCCCAAAGUCAGUGCUACUCUGGGGCACCCCCUAGUGAUCCCCAAAGUCAACCCAACUCUGGGGCUCUCCCUGCUGACCCCCAAAGUAAGCCCAACUCUGGGGCUCUCCCUGCUCACCCCCAAAGUAAGCCCAACUCUGGGGCUCUCCCUGCUGACCCCCAAAGUAAGCCCAACUCUGGGGCGCCCCCUACUGACCCCUAAAGUCAGCACUACUUUGGGGCGCUCCCUAGUGACCCCCAAAUUCAGUGGUACUCUGGGGCACUCCUCGUUUCAGCUUGCUGCAGACUUGGACUGGCCAAUUUUGUCUCUGUUCCCAUUCUUAAGUCUUUGAUUAACAUCUUAGCACAUGCUUCUGCUUCAAAAAUGAUCCGUGACUAUUGUGUCUUGAUUUUUAUUUAAUGUCAGUGCUGUAUUUUAAAUUCCUGUUUCUUUAUAUUAUAGUGAUAGGCCUCUUGGCCUGGCUGUUCUUGUAAGUCCAAACAUGUUCUCAAUUAACUUGCCUGGCUGAAGAUUGCUUUAAUGAACACACAUACGCACAUGCACACACAAACAUGGGUGCACACGUACAUAAACACAGACAUGCACAUAUGCGUUUUAACAUCUGUUGUGAAUCCAAAAGUAAUUUGCGGAGUGAAACGACGAAGUCAGGAAAAACAAGCAUUUUGGUUGCAAUUCCGUCUGAUUGUUCCAAACAUCACGUGUCCUGCUGAUCAUCAAAGUCUGGAAAUUUUUGAAUAGAGUAAACCUAUGAGGGAGCAUAGGAUCUAAAGCUGGUGGGUGGUUGGGGCUAAGAAAAGCCCUGUGACAUAGUAUAAUGCAGAUAGACUCCUGAGCCGUAUCUACAAAGCUGGAGAAUCUGCAUGCAAACAGAAGUGUGUAUGUUCAUUCCAAGAUAAAAUUCCCUUUUUAAAUUAACGUGUUUGCAGAGACUAAAGUGUUUUCAGUCAAAAUAGUGGAAAUCCGAAAUUGGGAGCAGACGUGCCAAAUAAAAUUAGAUGCUCGCAUUCGGUUAAAACUACAUUUUUUACUCUGUCGCACUGUGAGCUUACAUGCUACUUUCUUCAAACACCGACACCUUCAGUUUAAUGUAUUUCAAAUGUGUCAUUGUGUGCAUGCUUUUAAUACCAGUUUCACUUAGUUUCUGUGAGGGCGGCACGGUGGUGCAGUGGGUAGCACUGUCGACUAAGAAGGUCCAUUGGUAUGAGUGAGAGCAAAUGGUGCAUUGGCAACCUGUCCAGCGUGUAUUCCUGCCUCUCACCCAAUGCAUGCUGGGAUAGGCUCCAACACCCUCCGCGACCCUGACCAGGAUCUAGUGGGAAUAGACGAUGGAUGGAUGGAUGGAUGGAUGGACUUAGUUUCUGUGAAGUACCCACAUUUUGUUCUCACAGCACAAUCACUCUAGGAAACCCAAUAUUUUGGUUACUGUAUCUGACCCCUUAGGCUUGAUUAAACCUUAAAACUGGACUUUACUUCAACAUUGCUACAAACUAUUUGUGAAUGCGACAUUUAGGCCUAAUUAGCAUUGAGUAUGAUUCAUUACUAACUGUUGUACUUAAGGUUUAGACGCACUGUCAUGUGCACCUCCUUUGAUCUCUACAGUAGAUGGCUUCAUAACAGUAUUUGCUAAAUGAAAAACAAUAAUAAUAUGAAUCUACAUCUAAUGUGUGUGAUCUUAGUGGGAAAGCGACAAAUAAAUGUAUUUUUCAGAA